Hibiscus syriacus is the source of this 943-nucleotide messenger RNA. RefSeq lists its product as uncharacterized. Bases 113 to 883 code for a protein of 256 amino acids. The record is from RefSeq and is a predicted model, not a curated record. The transcript is spliced from 6 exons. NCBI's taxonomy places the organism in Eukaryota, Viridiplantae, Streptophyta, Magnoliopsida, Malvales, Malvaceae.
ACAUAUGUUUUUUCCCUUCGUUUUCUCUCUUCUUCGCUGCCAUUUUCUUUCUUUUUAUUCCUUGCUUUAAGCUUCCAUUUUUCCUCUUUGGAAAACUCAACCAAGUUGGAGUAUGAGUGAAGAUGAUUGGGUCAAACAAGCUUUGACCGAUUCCACGUUGGCGGCAAGGGCCUUACUCAGCCUCUUCCAAUCGGAGUCUCCGCCACCGCGGUCAGGCAGCGCCACCUCCCAAGCUUUACAAAUCGAAUGGAGCGUCCGUCAACGCCGGUCCAAGCAAUCUCUCAAGAAUAAAGCUGAACCGACACGUGCCAGCCCCAACACGCCACUUUCUUGGAGCGGUGGCGUGUCUGUUAGCGGAAGCGGUAGCGGUGACGGUUCCGAGGAAUCUAGCCGUCCUCCUUUGAAGCCUGUGGAAAACGCUAGAUCUAAGGUUGCGACGACAAAGGAGAUUACCCCUCCCAAGCGGUCUCGGAGGAAAAAAACAUUAGCUGAACUUAAAGAGGAGAUAAGUUCACACUUAAAGGAAAACAAGAGUUUAAAGAAUGAAUUGGAGAUUGUGAAGCUCAAAUUCGAGAACAUCAGAACCGAAAACAAAACUUUGAGCAGAAAGCUCGAAUUCGAGAAAGACAGAGCCACAGAAGAAAGCUCUAAGAGAACGAAGUUCGAUUAUCACCCAGCAAUGGAAAUGACUAUCGAACCAAACGAUGCAAUCUCAGAGGCACGCCUGGAAAGAGAAGUAGCUUGUCAUACAUGUAUUGGAUGUUGUGAAGGACAAGAUAUGGCAAUGGCAAGUUGCAACGAAACAUCGUUUGAGCUGCCGGAUCUCAAUCUUCCAGUCGAGGACGGUUUAGGUUGUUGGAGUUUGUUAAUGGAAAAUAGGUGAGAAGAUCCAUUUUUUUCCCACAAAAAUUCAAUUGGUAGCUAAAGCAUUAACAUAGCAGCC